AUGGCCUCGCAGGCUGAACCGUCCCGGGUUCACCCCCGUCGUCGUCAAAUGACCACUGCCCCUCCUUCGCUCGCAUCCUCUUCGCGUAUCGUCCCAGAUGGAUCCUCUCGACCCAACUUGUCUCUGAGAAAGGGUGAAACCUUCCACUCCCCCACCACUCCGCCAUCUGGGGAUCGUGAUCCGGUCGUGGCUUUUCGCACCCUGCCUACUCGGUCUCCUACUUGCCCCAAGUCUUUAGAAGCCAUCGUUGCGGGAGAGGAACGCAUGUCUGAUAUCCUGAACCGUAUUGACCUCAAUUCCACCGACAGUUCCAACGCCAUGGCUCAACCGCAAGACGACAUGCCAGUUCCCCGAAGCUUCCUCCAGAGACAAACCCAAUCCAAUGCCCUCGUGAGAAAGGCCGACAAACAUCCCAUGAUGCACGCUCCGCAGUGCUUCUCUCCACCCGACUCUCCGGCCAAGGCCCAUCAUGAUCACGCUUCCGACAGCGGAUUGGGCAGUUCUAUUAGCAGCAGCGAAGGCAUGAUGUCUGAGAAGGGUAAAGUGGCAGCAGGACAGUUGUCGGUCCAGGGCUUUGAAUCCAGCGCCCUGACCACUCAGUCCGCCAUCACUAGCUCGAUCUCUGCAUUGCAAUCCAACGUAUCGGGUAAACACUCGCUGUCUCCCCUUGCUCGCAAGCAGAUCGAAGCUUUGGUUAUGAUUCCCAUUCUCAGGGAAGAGAGCUUAAAGCCGUUCCAUCCCCUUGUGCGGAGCAUUCCUCAGCUGGUUGACAAUAAAGAAAUCUCUUGUCUGCGUGAUAUUGAAAAGACCCUUUUGUGGUUGGCUCCACAACGUGCGACUUCCGGGGCGUCCUAUUUGCGUUUCUGCGACUUCACGAUCCAGUGCCUCCAUACGUCACUAUAUCAUAUCAACGAACUGGACCAGCGACUGCCGUCGGACAGGCCUUACACUAACGGCUAUUUCCUUGAUCUCGUCGAACAGGUCCGCCGACAUGCUGCGAUGAUCAAUGAAUCUAGGAACAAGAACCGGGCAGCUGCAAAGUCCCGCCUUGCCUUGGAGGGUGGCAUGGCCAAGACUGGACGUCCAGCUGAGCUCGUCGCCUACAAGGAUGGCCAGGCCAUUUCCAUGAAAACCGGAGAGACAUACAACGGGUCUGUUCUCAAGCGGAACUUGAGCGUCAGCUCGGCUGAUGAGGGUGCCGUGCGCUCCAUGGCUCGCCGUAAGAAGAACGCUCCUCCGAUGGACAUCAAUCAGAAGUGUGCAAACUGUGAGAAGGUCUUUAAGAGACCAUGCGAUUUGACUAAACACGAGAAGACGCACACCCGUCCUUGGAAGUGCUCCGACAAGACUUGCAAGUACUUCGAGAUUGGAUGGCCCACCGAAAAGGAAAGGGACCGCCACAUCAAUGACAAGCAUUCCAAGUCCCCAUGUGUCUACCGCUGUCUCUUCAAACCAUGUCCCUACCAGUCUAAGCGGGAGAGCAAUUGCAAACAACAUAUGGAGAAAACCCACGGAUGGGCUUACGUCCGAUCCAAGCACAACGGCAAAGGUCUUCCAAAGACGACUUUGGCAACGCCUCAGUCAUCCAGCAUGGCAACUCCGGCCUCUGCAUCGGCUACGCUCUCGACUCCAGCCACGGGAUCAAUUCAGUCACCCUACGAACCUGCCACUGGACCGGCUUACUCGAACCCUCAAUUUUCGUUUGCAAAUCCCCCGGCGCAAACUGGAGCCGGAGACUUCCAGCUUUUCCCGGAAGCCAGUCCAUACCAGGGCUCCUCGUCCUCCGCCAGUGCGUAUACUGGUGGUGCCAGUGACUUUGAUUCGUUUCCGACCAGUACGACGGGGCUUGACGCAUUCCAAUCUCAACUUGAAAAUGCCGACCCCAACGGUUUGAUUCCGCCGGACAUGACGAACAUGCCGCUCGAUGUAGCGAUCCCCGACUUCACAGGCGCCGCAAUGGGCUUUGGAGGAUCCCCGAUGACUUCGACCGACAGCAGUAGCCUCGACUUGGAAUGGAGCAAUCUGGGCGCGCAGAACUUUAACAACGAAUUUGCCGCGACGAACAUGCAGAUGAUGACGCCGCAACAGGUUGGUGGUAAUGCCAUGCAGUCAUACUCCGAGGACCCGUGCAUGGCAGAUCCUUUGGCCUACACCCAGUUCAGCCAGCAAUUUGAUGAGGGGUUUGCCGACCUGUGUGACCAGAACUACCAAACCAGCAAGUUUGAAAACGACUUCCCGCUCUUUCAAAAUCCCACUUAUCCCAGCGAACCCAUGAACAACGCCCUUGCGGGAAUGGGCGAUCCGAAUGCGAUGUUCCCUGCCCAGCAGCAAGAGCAGACGGGGUACUACCACCAAGCAUGGCCCGCUGAGGUGGAAAUCAACAUCUAUUAA
This is a messenger RNA of Aspergillus chevalieri, 2391 nucleotides long. RefSeq names its product putative C2H2 transcription factor (Ace1) (gene ace1). The coding region runs from base 1 to 2391 and encodes 796 amino acids. The record is from RefSeq and is a predicted model, not a curated record. The transcript has 4 exons. Lineage: Eukaryota; Fungi; Ascomycota; Eurotiomycetes; Eurotiales; Aspergillaceae.